Molecule: messenger RNA, 5788 nt
Organism: Malurus melanocephalus (red-backed fairy wren)
Lineage: Eukaryota; Metazoa; Chordata; Aves; Passeriformes; Maluridae
Gene: TBC1D24
Product: TBC1 domain family member 24
Exons: 10
Coding region: 326-2011 (561 amino acids)
Source: RefSeq, a predicted model, not a curated record
GCGCAGGCGCGGGGCCGCUCGUGCCCCCGGUCCCGCCGGACGCGGCCCGGAGCGGCGGAGAGGGGCCCAGCUGAAGGGAGUAAGUUAUAAGAAUAUAUAUACAAGGACAAGUUCUAAGGUGGAGAAUGACAGAAAAAUGUUAACUUCCCUGGAGCUGACGUUGGCUCUGCAAUGGACUGGUGUCCUGCUGUUACUGCAUCUCCAGGAAACACAUGCUCAGCUCACACUGAGACCCCACAGCUGAACCUUAAAAAUCCAAGAGUCUGUCAAUGACUAACUAAGGUCUCCAUUCUCAUGAUUUAUGUGAUUUGCUUCUCCUGGAGCCAUGGAUGAAUACGGCCGCUUUGUGGACUGGGACAAAAUGGAUGUGAGUGCCCAGGGCCAGAAUACAAAAGAGCUCACCUGCACAGACUUCCAUGAGCUCAAGCAGCUGGCUAGGCAGGGCUACUGGGCCAAAAAUCACUCUCUGAGAGCCAAAGUGUACCACAAACUCAUCAGCAAUAUCCCGUGCCGCACAGUGACCCCAGAUGCAAACGUGUACCGGGACAUCGUGGUGAAGAUUGUUGGAAAACGCAGCAGCAGCUCCCUUCCACUGCCCGAGUUCGUGGACAACAGCCUGAUCCCCACGUACUGCCUGAAUGCGGAGGGCAUUGGGGCCGUCAGAAAGAUCAUUCUGUGCAUUGCAAAUCAGUUCCCAGACAUCUCAUUCUGCCCAGCACUGCCCUCGGUGAUCGCGCUGCUCCUGCACUACAGCAAGGACGAGGCCGAGUGCUUCGAGCAGGUCUGUCGCAUCCUGGCUUGCAAUGACCCAUCCAAGAGACUCAUCGACCAGACCUUCCUGGCCUUCGAGUCCUCCUGCAUGACCUUCGGGGACCUGGUGAACAAAUACUGCCAGGCAGCCCACAAGCUGAUGGUGGCAGUGUCCGAGGAUGUGCUGGAAGUGUACUCAGACUGGCAGCGGUGGCUCUUCGGAGAGCUGCCCAUGGUGUACAUUGCACGGGUCUUCGAUGUGUUCCUAGUGGAAGGGUACAAAGUUCUCUAUCGUGUUGCGCUGGCCCUUCUGAAAUUCUUUCACAAAGUCAGAGCUGGACAGCCCAUGGAAUCUGACAGUAUCCAGCAGGACAUCCGAGCUUUUGUGAGGGAYAUCGCCAAGUCGGUGUCCCCAGAGAGGCUCCUGGAAAAAGCCUUUGCUAUCCGCCUCUUCUCUCGGAAGGAGAUCAAUCUCCUGCAGAUGGCCAACGAGAAGGCUUUGCAGCAGAAGGGCAUCACAGUCAAACAGAAAAGUCUUGUACCUUCCAAAAGGCAGAAUGUGCACUUGGCAGUUCAUGCUGAGAACUUCAAGUCAGAAAUUGUCAGCGUGAAGGAGAUGCGGGAUAUCUGGUCGUGGAUCCCAGAGCGAUUUGCACUGUGCCAGCCUCUCCUGCUUUUCACCACCUUGGAACAUGGCUGUAGUCUGAGCAGGUUCUAUUCCCACAGCGAGGGACAUGARCCAACUCUGCUCCUUAUCAAGACAACAGCAAAAGAAGUCUGUGGGGCAUACCUGUCAACUGACUGGAGCGAGCGUCGGCGAGGAGGGAACAAGCUGAGUUUCUUUGGAACUGGGGAGUGCUUUGUGUUUAGGCUGCAGCCAGAAGUGGAACGCUACGAGUGGGUGGUCAUAAAACACCCAGAACUGGCCUCGACUGGAUCAGAGACAGAAAAUCAUGCGGCACCAGCUUCCAGCACCCUCUCCUCCAGCAGCAUCCCCUCAGACCCCUCAGAUCGCCUUUCUCCCUUCUUAGCAGCUCGGCACUUCAACUUGCCUUCCAAAACAGCCUCCAUGUUCAUGGCUGGCAGCAGUGAGUGCAUCAUUGUAGGAGGUGGUGAUGGCCAGGCUCUGUACCUCGAUGCAGAUCUGAACCAUGGGAGAACCAGCCACUGCAACACUUUCAAUAACCAGCCACUGUGCUCUGAAAGCUUCCAGAUCUCCAUCCUGGAGGUGUGGGGCUUCAGGGACACCAUGAAUGGUUGAUGUGACUAUUAUUAAUCAAUUCGUUUUUCAGUUCUGAGGAUUCCCAAGGCAAAUUCCAGUGCAGGAGCCAUGUUAGAACAUCCUUUCUGCUAGGCUCAAUGCUGUGAGUCAUUCCUAAGUGGUGCACUUGGAUGCAGGCCUAGUUGUUUACUCCUAUUUUAUUUAAGAUAGGUCAAGAUGAAGUAAUGUUAUCUGCUUAACUCCUUGUCUCUUUACCUCUAGAGAUCUGUAUUCAGGGAAUAAUGAAAAAUGGUAAAAAUGAAAAUGUGAUGAAUUCAGUCCCAUGCUAGAGGGAUACAGGUCCAAAUCAUGGGAUAGGUUUGGUGUCUGCAGUUCCUCAGAGGCACAGCCCUGGCUGAGCUGUGCUGCAGAGCUCUGAGCCACUGGCACCAGUACCUGGCCUGAGCCAGAAAUAUCAAAUGUCUGCUCACAAGGGAACACUGGUGACCUCAGAUUUGUUGUAGAACAGUAAUUCAUAAAAUCAUUGCCUUUCUAUGAGCAGACUUUGUGCAGACAAAUCAGUACCACUAAGUUACAAAGCUCUUCAUUCACACCAGAACCAUGAUUACUGAUCUUCUUGUACCAGAACACUUGACUCAUUGCRGUUGCAUAUGUUUGAGCAGUCUGCCUCUGAGAAACUGCCAUCCAGCCUGGAUGCCUAUGUCCAAGGCUUGAUUUUGUUUACAUCCCUAUUCCAUAUCAGUAUGAUGACUUCAGAGUGACUCCUGUAUCAGGCAGAUGAAAGCCAGAGUGUAUCUGCAGUGCACAGAUAYAUUCCUUUCCUCAUCUUUCCUGAGAGCUGAAAUGAAGCUUUAACUCUGAAAAUAACUGUACUGAUAUCCCUGUGUGUUUGGGGAAUUAGACACAGUGACAACAGGAGCUUAAUGCUCUCCCCACAAGUGAAGGAAGGAAGGCAGGAGGGAAAUCUGGGAGUGARCAAAUUUCCCAGGAGAACUGGAGGCAACACUCAGUUUCCCCAGAUCAUGUCUUCCCCUUGAUGCAAUUGCUCCCUCGUGAGAAGGUAAGAGUUUUUUUUUCCAGUAUGUUCUCGUUGGGUUUGGGUGAUGCAAAGAGGCUUUGCUCAUUCCUGAGCAUUGCURCCUUGUCUGCAGACAUGCCCUGUAGCAUGUGAUGUCAGAAGGCAAUUCCCCAGUGACUUUAUCCAAAAAUUCAGCUAUCUCUUGUGGAACUUCUCCAACAUGAAGACAAACGUAUAAACCUCAAUGAGUAGUUCAGAGUAUACAACCUCAAAGCUUUAGUGAAUAACUCACUAGUUUUUCUGAACAAUUCAAUCUAAAACAUUCUGUAGAAUGGGAUUGCUACUUAAAUGUUAUUGCUACUUAAACUUGAAGUUCAUUAAAAUGAAARAUUUAAAAUUAAUAAWGUUAAAAGCUAGGCUGGACAGGGUYACAUUGAUAUUCAGAGGUCAGAGGUGAGGUUUUGUCAUGUUGGCUUGUCCAGCUUGCCAGCAGCGACAGUACCUCAUGGCUUGGUAAAGAGUUGCCUCUUGUGGAGUAUGCGAACAAACUUGGCAAAAUGAGAUUUGCUGCUUAAGGUGCCAUUUUAAAUAUUUGUCAAAAUAACUCUUUGAAGUAUUAGCCUGCUAGCAGAGCAGCUUAAGAUGUCUUUUGCACCAUUUGUGUUUGCGACUGGAUUCUCUCACCCUGUAUGAGAGUCAGCACUGGGCCUUCCUUUCUCCUUCCCACUGAGUUCUGUCCACUUGUCUUUUCACAGCUUUACCAUAAGCUUGAUUGACCUGUGAGAGAGAAUUCAGUUAUACUGAUAGAUGUGGAARAACUCAGUCGUAUCUGGCUUUUUGCAAACACUGACUGAUGCUGCCUUCUAUUUUUCCAAGUUACCUGUGUCACUUUGCYCUUGCAGAUAUCCCACAGGCUUCCUCAGACAAAAGUGUACCACUGUCUCCUUAGAGUAGGAGUAGGUGGGAUUUCAAUUUUUUUGCAUCUCCUCUUUUGAGCUUGUCUGAGGAGGUGCCCUUGGGGAAAAAAAGCAACUCAAAAACACAAUAGCAUUAAUUUCCAGCUUGUCAGAAAUUCUCUGGARCUGUCUGUUGGUAGGAUUUGUAAGAGUGUAAUAUUCUACUCYAAAUGUAUAAGUUUUAUCUGCAAAAACUUUGUUGCACCUGCCAGUGUGAUGGGACUUCCUUGCUCCAAUGCCUGCCAGAUGCAGCUAUGGCAAUACCUUGUCUUAAGCCAUAUCUAAGAAACAUUCCUUGGAAACAUGUUCCUUCCCCUGCUCUCUUCAUAGGGCACAGUGAUUUGGGUGUUUGGAAUCAGAAAUAACUCCUGGUUGCUGAGAAACUCAUCAUAGGGUAUCAGUGUGAGAAUCCAAGGACCAGUAGUGGACACCAGGGACGGGGGUGGUUUGGCUUGAUGAAGCACUGCCCUGCCAUAGCCACCCUGUGGGACUGGUCUGUGUGSUUUGGGCUCUAGUAAUCCAGGGAGAGCAGUUCCACAGUGCUGCAGCAACUUCACACAAUCCUUGUGUUCAGUAAAAAUGGAUAUUUCUUGUCAUGUGCAAAUCCUCAUCCAUCAUUCCCAUUGUAGCUGUGAGACACCUUAGAAGAACAGUGUUGUGACUUGAUCUUCUUUCUAGCAGUAGAGGCAUUUUUCCUGUUUGUAGUUAAUGRUCGUUGCUGUAUAUCGAAGUUCAAACCCUUUGUGUCAUGCAAAGCUUUGGAGGUGGAGGCCUCAGGUUGCUUUUGAAGACAAUGACUAUAAUGGGCACCUUAUCAGAAAGUGGAGUUGUGUCAAGUACUCCAGCGGUGAAGUGCUUUAGUCAGUUGUUACUUGCAGCUCUGAACAACUGUUGAAGUGGGCUGUAGUCGCUGCGGUCCUGUUGGCUGCAAUGACAGAGUGCCAGAGUCACAGGAAGGGCCYUGGGCUGGGAGCUGCAGCAGCUGCGGGCUGGGCRUCAGCCACCACCGUUCUGAGAGAGYGUCUGUGCUUUCCUGAGAAGCUGCUUUCUGCUUUGUCAUGUUCCUUGAAAGCAGAAAAGAUUAAAAACUCCUGACAUCAGAAACAUGACUGUAAAUGGCAUCCAAGCUGUUUGCAAGCCACAGGAACUGUAUCCAGCUGUGUCCAAGCUGGAUAGACUUCACUUCACCUGAGCUGUCUUUCCUCCAGCUCCUGCACUUUGGCAUGCUCCCUUUUCUGAUGAAGCACGUUAAUCAACCUCAYGUUAAUAGAGGCAAAUUAGCAAAGGGAAGAGAAAAACUCACAUUUCCUCUCUGGUGAUGUAUCUGAAGUCAAAAUGGAGUGGGGGCCAGUGCUGUUCUUUGAAGAGUUAAACCAUGCCAAUAGAGAUCUGUGGUGACUCAYGGAAGGGUGGUAAAUGCAGAUCCAUCAACUGCUCUUCCUGUGUGCACAUUGAAAUUAUGUACUUUGUCUUUGGAAAUUCAUCCUCAUUUUUGGUGGGGUGUGAUCUCUGCCCAUAGGGACACCGAUGCCACAGCCAGGAGCUGAACURCACACAGCAAUGGCACUGUGAGGGCUCAGCUCCUGCGAGUGACACUGAGCCAGGCUGCUGGGUAUAGCCGAGGCGUGGGCACCUGGCUGUUGUGCAGCUCUCUGUCAUGAAUUUCAGACUAUUCAUAGUUGGGUUGAUUGUGUGUGUACUGUUUGGGGUGAUGUUUUCUUCAGAUUAGUGGUGGUGUGCUGCUGAAUUGGUUUUCUACCCUAACUUGGAAUUGCAGCCCUACAUCAAUGGUAUUUUUGUCACUGCAGAAUCUUGAAUUGCAUUAAAGGUAUUUUGACUGUG